This is a messenger RNA of Symbiodinium necroappetens, 1887 nucleotides long. The record is from the annotation of a GenBank genome assembly. NCBI's taxonomy places the organism in Eukaryota, Dinophyceae, Suessiales, Symbiodiniaceae.
AUGUGUGUCCCUCUGCACGAACGCACAUUGCAGGACGACUCGGUUUUUCUGUAUGUGCCCAAAGGUGCGUUUGCCGGGUCUCAGUGCGAGACCGAAGAGGACAGCCAAGAGGACCCUUGCCUGCAUGUGGAGGUGCACACCCGCAGCCUGAUGGAUAACAGCACCAUUGCCGUGAUAGGUCGGGCAUCCAUUCCUAUGUCCGACUGGUCAGCGUCGAAGAAGCUCAAAGAAUUAUGCGUAGAACUCGAGCUGCCAAAGGACCAGAGGAAGGAUGUAGAGGAAGACGGGAAGGAACGUCCUCCGUCCCGUGUGCGCCUGCAGCUCGCGUAUGAUGCCUUCGAUGUGCUUGAGGAUCCCGCCAGCAGCACCGGUGCCGAUGAGCAGCUCGAUGACGUCACGCCUGAGGCCCGGGCACGGCGGCAAAGGUUCGGAAGCAACGUGCCGGCCGAGGUGCGUCUGCCCGACGUUCAGCGCUUGAGUGAGCAUCAGCUGCAGGCUGCUCUUCGAGGUCGAGGUUUGCCCUGGCUUGGCGAAGGACGUGAAGCUCUGGAGAAACGCCUGCAGAAGUCCAUCGCGGCCGAGAAAGCCGUUUACGACUCUGGAAGUUGGUGGAGCACCGUUGAGAAUUUCCUCGGCACAGACCGCAAGGCACAGCUCGAGGGAGCCAUGGGGGCUGCCGCGACUGCGGCAGAGACUUUGUCAGGAGACUUCUUUGCCGCAGUGGGUGCGGGCAUCAUGUCUGGAGCUGGGGAGAUUGCGGGAUUCGACGAGUUGAUGAAGGGCGACUUUGCCGGUGCGAUGGAGAAGCGCAAAGACGUUUGGGAGGCAGCAAGCUCUGAAGAAGGCCGUGCGGCCUUGAGGCAGAAGGCGGACGUGGCUGUGAAGCGGGCGAAGCAGCAGGCCAUGAUCCGAUUGGCGCAGGGGAUGGAGCUCAUGUCGGUCCGCAAGGGAGCUUGGAGGAUGCUCGAACAGGCUGUGAUGGAUGAAGGGGCCGCUGGUAGCACGUCUUUUGCCGACUACGAGCAGUUGGCCUAUCUCGAAGCGGGCAGCACCAACACCGAGUGCUGGGUCUGGCGCCUCCUCGCCGGCAAGCGAAUCGUCGUCGCCUUCCGUGGCACCUGUGACUUUGGGGAUGUUCUCACCGACAUUGCGGCCAUACCUCGAGAGAUCGGAGACCUGGGCAAGGUGCAUGAAGGCUUCUCUCGCGCCUAUGACUCCGUACGGGAGGCUCUACACGCAGUCUUAGCCAGGGGAUGUCUCGGAGAUGGCGAAGGAUGGGAGGUGAUUUUCACGGGGCAUUCACUUGGCGGCGCCUUGGCCACCUUGGCUGCCCUCGACGUGUCACGCACCAUCCGCGGAUUGCCCGCUGACUUCGGCAGCGCAGGUGAAGUCGGGAAGAUUCUGCCCACUCCUCUAAGGGGCGCUGAGAUCAUCGCGUGCACAUUUGGAGCACCGCGAGUUGGCAGCGCUCGUGUGGCGGCUGCUUACGAUGAAUCCGUGCCAAGAUCCUGGCGCAUCUUCAGUACAUCCGACGUGGUGCCGAACGUACCGCCUACAAGUCUUUGGGGCUUCCGCCAUGCCGGAAUCGGUGUGCAGCUGGACCCACAAAAAAGCGAACUUAUUGUUCGAGGUCGCACGGCCGGGCUGCAGGAGGCCGCUCUCGAAGAGGCCGAAGCAGCGAAGUCCGAGACAGAGGAGGAGGGCGGCUCCUCCUUGAUGCUCUCCUUCCAAAGUGACAUUUGGAGCUCCUUUGAUGAGGCAGAGCUGGCCGAGCUCAGGCGAGUGAUUGGUACUGGAACAACUGCCGUUGGCGAACACAUGGAGGACAACUACUUUGCCCGAAUUCAAGAAUGCCUCAGUGAGACCGUCAGGCGGCAGGCUAGUUGA